AUUACAUAAUUACAAAAUAAAUAAAUAAAUAAAAAAUAAGAGUCUUUUAGUUCGUUCAAUCACACUGAUUGAGAGCUCCAUAUUCAAUUAUCUCUCUUUUUAUCUUCUUCUUCUUCUUCUUCUUAGUUUUUUCUAUCUCUGUAACCAACCCAGAAGAGAAAAAAACAAAGAUAAGAGAAGAAGGGUGUGACUCAUAUCCCCAAACCCUAUUGCCAACACUUUGGUUUGAUUUGAUUUGAUUUGAUCGAUCUAUAGAUCUAAAGCUUUCAAAACACAUGUAUCGUUUUGUUUCUUUUAGAUCUCCAUCAUUAUCGUCUGCUCUGAUUCACUGAACUGAUCACACAAUCUUAAUUCUAUUUAUUGUUAGGAGGUAGGCUUGUGUAGUUUGGUUUCUCAUUGGAUUGUUUGAAUACAUCCAUUUUUGGAUGUGGAGGUGUAAGAGGCUUGCUGGGGUGAAAUGAGGGAUGUUAUCAAGGUUGAUGAACAUUCUGAGGGCCUGCUGGCUGCCGUCCUCGGACCGGUAUGUUCACACAGGUUCGGAUGCAGCCGGCCGGCAAGAUGGUUUAUUGUGGUACAAAGACACAGGACAACACAUGAAUGGUGAAUUCUCAAUGGCUGUUGUCCAAGCCAACAAUUUGCUUGAGGACCAGAGUCAGAUUGAAUCCGGUCCUUUGAGCACACUUGACUCUGGCCCUUAUGGCACCUUCGUUGGAAUUUAUGAUGGCCAUGGGGGUCCAGAGACCUCACGUUACAUCAAUGAGCACCUUUUCCAGCAUCUCAAAAGGUUUACUUCAGAACAACAGUCCAUGUCUACUGAUGUGAUUCGAAAAGCUUAUCAAGCCACUGAAGAGGGGUUUAUGGCCGUAGUUACAAAGCAAUGGCAUAUGAAGCCGCAACUCGCAGCCGUUGGAUCUUGCUGCCUUGUUGGUAUUGUAUGUGGAGGCACCCUUUAUAUUGCUAAUCUUGGAGACUCCCGUGCUGUGUUGGGGAAACUUGUCAACGCAACUGGGGAGGUCCUGGCCAUCCAGCUAUCUUCUGAACACAAUGUUGCUCUAGAAUCUGUGAGACAGGAGAUGCAUUCUACUCACCCUGAUGAUUCACAUAUCGUUGUUUUAAAGCAUAAUGUAUGGCGUGUUAAGGGCUUAAUACAGAUUUCUAGAUCUAUUGGUGAUGUAUAUCUAAAAAAGGCUGAAUUCAAUAGGGAGCCUUUAUAUACCAAAUUUCGCAUCAGGGAACCUUUUAAAAGGCCAAUUUUGAGCUCUGAGCCAUCAAUUUCUGUGCAUGAACUUCAACCUGAUGACCAAUUUGUCAUAUUUGCCUCUGAUGGACUGUGGGAGCACCUUACCAAUCAGGGAGCAGUUGAUAUAGUUCAAAAUCACCCACGCAGUGGAAGUGCUCGAAGGCUUGUGAAAGCUGCCUUGCAAGAAGCAGCCAAGAAAAGGGAAAUGAGGUACUCAGAUUUGAAGAAAAUAGACCGCGGUGUUCGCCGACAUUUCCAUGAUGACAUCACGGUAAUAGUCUUGUUUCUAGACUCGAAUCUUGUGAGUAGAGCCAGUUCAGUUAGGGGUCCAACUAUGUCUUUGAAAGGGACUGGUGUUAACAUACCUACUAAGACUCUGCCCCCUUGCACAAUGGAGUUCAAUACUACAUGAUGAAUGAUGAACCAAAACCCCGUGCGCAUGACUGUCACUUAGUGUUACCUUUCUCUGAAGUCGAAAACCCCACGAUCGAUCAGCUCUGUAAAUCUAAGAGAGAUGAGAGAAGGUGCAGUCAAUUAAUUUUUUUCUUUUUUACUGUACUAUGUAACAUUUAACUUGGGACUUGUAUUUUAUUUAGUUUCUGAGAACUGGAGCAGAAGUAAAAGGAAAGAAUCAUGGAAAGUUGCUCUUCAAAAUUUGAUGCUGUGAAGAUUCUUUCAUCAAGACUAUCUCCUCUACGGAUUUUUACCCUUUUUCCUUUUUUUUUUCCAGAGUUCUUGCCUUAUGUAAAUCUUAUGUGAAAUGUCAUUUCUGAAAAUUCAGAACUCUGUGUUGCUGCUGUUUUUUUUUCUUUCUUUCCCUGAAGAUGACUCCUCUUGGGGCUACCACUUGAAGAAGGGUUACCCUUUGCUUUCUAAUGCAUGAGGCUGUUGAAAUA
This is a messenger RNA of Cannabis sativa, 2136 nucleotides long. Its product is annotated as probable protein phosphatase 2C 46. Gene Ontology annotation, biological process: protein dephosphorylation. Gene Ontology annotation, molecular function: protein serine/threonine phosphatase activity; cation binding. Lineage: Eukaryota; Viridiplantae; Streptophyta; Magnoliopsida; Rosales; Cannabaceae. The coding region runs from base 465 to 1652 and encodes 395 amino acids. The record is from RefSeq and is a predicted model, not a curated record. The transcript has 5 exons.